Labrus mixtus (cuckoo wrasse) is the source of this 2125-nucleotide messenger RNA. Its product is annotated as methyltransferase-like protein 27. The coding region runs from base 541 to 1059 and encodes 172 amino acids. NCBI's taxonomy places the organism in Eukaryota, Metazoa, Chordata, Actinopteri, Labriformes, Labridae. The record is from RefSeq and is a predicted model, not a curated record. The transcript is spliced from 6 exons.
CAAAUGUCGCCUUCAGGGACUGUUGGGAAUACUGCGCUUGUGGGUAAUAUUUACAGUUUACGGUUUGUGGACGUUUUAGUAAACACACUAUAUAGAAACCUUGUAUGGAGCAGCAUCGGCUCGACGUUUUGCGCGUAUUACAAAGUAUUUGAUCGGUGAGGUAACAAAAUGUGCCCGGCUGACAUAAGGCUUAAGCAGAUAGUGCAGUGAUACUGAGGUUACUGUGCCUUAAAAUCCAAGCUUUCUGUUUUUCUAUUAUGACCCUUGUGUUGUCUGCAGAUUACAGUAUACAGUCUGUGGUUUACGGCAUGAUUCAAAAGUUGUACUGGUGUAUUUGUGUUCCAGCCGUCUGAAAAAAAAGAGAGUUACAGACAGAUUUGUCUAUAAUGUCGGCUGGUAGGAAAUGUCAGGGCGACAAUCUUAUCCGCUCACAAGAGCUCCACCAUAGAAGAUAAGAUCAGCUUUUACGACUCCUGGGCAGAGGACUAUGAACAGGAUCUGGUUCUUCUUGACUACCGUGCACCAGGUCUGGCAGCAAACAUGAUCUCCUCUCAUUACAGCGGUGACCGUGAAGCAGCUCUCAUGUUGGAUGUGGCCUGUGGUUCAGGACUGAUGGCCAAACAGAUGAAGAAACUGGGAUUUGGACAUUUUGUGGGAGUUGAUGGAAGCAAGAGUAUGAUAAAGGUGGCUGAACAGAGUGAGCUCUACCAGGACCUGAAGCAGUGUAUGCUUGGAGAGGAGCCUCUACCUGUCCAGUGGGCUGGUUUGUUUGACAUAGUUGUGAUCACUGGAGCACUCAGUGUUGGUCAGGUCCCUGUUAGUGUAGUCAGAGAGCUGUGCAGGUCCACCAAACAAGGUGGCUACAUUUGCAUGACCACCAGAAGUAACCAUGACAAUCUGGUCUACAAAGCAGCUCUGGAGUGUGAGCUAGAGCAAAUGGAAGAACAGGGGCUCUGGUCUUCUGUUGAGGUCACUGAGGUGGACAAAUGGGAGAGAGGGGUGUCAGACAAGGAGGAUGGUUAUAUACCUGGCGCUGUGUAUCUCUAUAAGAAACUAUAGGAAUAUUUAGGACAAUGUCAUAUUCCAAUUACUGCAUAAUACACUUUAAAAAGAGUCUGGAUUUCUGAUGUUGAAUAAAUGUUUCAGUUCCAUGUUAAAGAACAUACAUUCUACAUGCUAAACCAUUUAGCAACAACCAUUUCCCCUUCUUGACAACCACUUCAAUUUGAUACAGAUGCACAGUAACUUUCCUAAUACAAGAAUAACAACACAAUCCAGAGAAUCGAGUAAUAAAUGAAGGUGCAACCUUUGUGUGUUGGCUGUGUGUCUGUUGUAAAUUCAUAUCUGCAAUGAUGAAACAAAUGGGCUUUUUAAUGUGUUGAUGGAAAAAGUCAACUUUUUGUUAGAUUACAUUACAUUCAUUAGAAAACAUCACAUCAGAGCUCUGGUGAAGAACGUUUGUGUUGAUUUUGGCAACCACUGUGGCUGUUUCUGCAGCAGGUUAAUAAGUGCCCUGUAUGACACCUACACAGUAGAAAGCAAUAACAAAAUCUUAAAAAUAACUGUGAGGACAUGAUCAAACUUGUUGCUGAUAGUUUGAUUUGCAGUUUUAGCUCAUUUGGAGGCAAUGUUUUCAAUUUCAGUCUCUGAAUCAGAAUUGUUUUUUAUUGCCAAGUAUAUACAAGGAAUUAGACUUGGUGUACAAACAAAUGUACAAACAUAUUUGUCUUCAUGCUAAUCUCAUUUAACUCUUGAGAAAGGAAUGGAAAAAAAAGGCAUCCAUACCUUUAAAUUGGGCGGCAGUAGCUCAGUCUUUAGGGACUUGGGUUGAGAAGAACUAGUUCAAGUACAUUGUGGACUGAGUCUGGAAUGUGUCUGGUUGCUGGAAAGGUGCCAGUUCACUUCCUGAGCACUGCAGAGGUGCCCUUGAGCAAGGCAAUACACCCCCAACUACUUGGGCACUCUUUCAUGUGCAGCCCCCUCACUCCAUUAGUGCAUGUCCAUUAGAUCCUGUUUGUACAUGUGUGUGUAUUGUAGCCUAUGUGUGUGUAGCAUGUCUCAAUAACAAAGUGUAAAAGUCAUUUCACCUCAUGGGAUUAAUAAAGGAUAUCUUCUUCUUAUAAUA